UUGUAGGUACUGGUUGACUGUAUUAUCUGAACAUCUACCCGAUCUCGUUGAUAAGGCAGUGGCAAGUGAGGGUGGCACUGAAGAUGCAAAAAGAAGGGGAGAUGCAUUUGCUCGAGCAUUUUCAGCACAUUUGGCAAGGUUGAUGGAGGAGCCUGCCGCGUAUGGUAAGCUUGGACUGGCCGACCUGUUGGAACUACGAGAAGAGUGCUUGAGAGAGUUUCAUUUCUUUGAUGCAUACAGAAGCAUUAAACAAAGGGAGAAUGAAGCAUCACUCGCAGUUUUACCCGAUCUUCUGAUGGAACUUGAUGCCAUGAGUGAGGAAAUGAGACUACUUACCCUAAUUGAAGGAGUGCUUGCUGCAAACAUCUUUGACUGGGGAUCACGUGCCUGUGUUGAUCUUUAUCACAAAGGAACAAUCAUUGAAAUAUAUAGAAUGAGCCGCAACAAGAUGCAGAGACCAUGGCGGGUUGAUGAUUUUGAUGCUUUCAAGGAGAGAAUGUUAGGGUGCGGAGAGAAGAAACCACCGCAGCCUCAUAAAAGAGCAUUGCUAUUUGUAGACAACUCAGGUGCUGAUGUUGUUCUUGGAAUGCUUCCACUAGCACGGGAGCUUCUUAGGCGUGGAACUGAAGUUGUGCUGGUAGCAAACUCGCUCCCGGCAUUAAAUGAUGUUACUGCUAUGGAGUUGCCUGAUAUUGUUGCUGAGGCUGCAAAGCAUUGUGGAAUUCUGCGAGGAGCUGCAGAAGCAGGCGGGCUUCUUGUAGAUGCAAUGAUUGGCAUCCAAGGUGAUGAUGGAUGUAAAGAAGAAGAAGAAGAAGAAGGUCACCUUUCCUCGGUUCCUUUGAUGGUUGUUGAGAAUGGAUGCGGGAGCCCAUGUAUAGACUUGAGACAGGUUAGCUCUGAGUUAGCUGCCGCAGCCAAGGAUGCUGAUUUGAUAAUUUUGGAAGGAAUGGGGCGAGCUUUGCAUACCAACUGCAAUGCCAAGUUCAAAUGUGAUGCUUUGAAGCUUGCGAUGGUGAAGAAUCAGCGACUGGCUGAGAAACUGAUCAACGGCAACAUUUAUGAUUGUGUUUGCAGAUAUGAACCCGCCUCAGCUUAGAUUUGCCUUCUCAUCCAAACUCAACCUGCUGCUGGCUUUGGUGUUGGGUGCAGUGUGUUGAGAAUAGGGGGUAGUGUUGUGUUGGGGUACAUACGUGGUAAAGAACGAACACCGAUGUGCACACCAUGAUUGGUGGGUGGCAGACAUGAAGAUGCAUGCUAGGGUGAAUUUGUGAAUAUACUACUACUACUACCAUAAACCAUAAAGUCGUGUUACAAUGAUAUCAUGCAUGGAUAACAUUAAGGAUGACAUCAUUUACGAUUCUGUUUUCGCGGAUAAUGACUUGAUAAGAUGCAUGAAGUUAAAUUGAUAUGAUUAGAUAAGUGUAUGAUUGGAUAAAACAAAUCACUAAAACAAAACUAUUUUU
Molecule: messenger RNA, 1463 nt
Organism: Cuscuta campestris
Lineage: Eukaryota; Viridiplantae; Streptophyta; Magnoliopsida; Solanales; Convolvulaceae
Source: the annotation of a GenBank genome assembly